This is a messenger RNA of Lagopus leucura (white-tailed ptarmigan), 1886 nucleotides long. Its product is annotated as serine/arginine repetitive matrix protein 1-like. The transcript is spliced from 10 exons. The record is from RefSeq and is a predicted model, not a curated record. Lineage: Eukaryota; Metazoa; Chordata; Aves; Galliformes; Phasianidae. Gene Ontology annotation, biological process: negative regulation of gene expression, epigenetic; negative regulation of DNA-templated transcription; protein localization to heterochromatin. The coding region runs from base 461 to 1801 and encodes 446 amino acids. Gene Ontology annotation, cellular component: nucleoplasm.
UGCUUGGGCUAGCAAAAGUAAAACUAAGCAAUUCCUUCUGAGUUAGCAAAAGUUAAACUAAGUGAUGCUAUGUGCAAAUUCUUUUUGAGUUAGCAAAACCAAACGGUGUUAUGGGCCCUUAUAUCCUGUAUUUUUCAACCUAUACCUCAGUGUUGCAGCUUGGCUUUGGCACCUUGCAGCAAAUAAGCGGGCAGGAGGGGUACAAAGGUCGCUGGCUGGGGGGGGAUUAACAGCCAGCUGCUGACAGCCGCUGCUUCCUGUUGGGCUGCAUUCAGCAAACAGAGGUGGUGCGAUCUGCCCUGUGUGUGGAGGAGGUUCCGUCCCCACUGCACUCGCUGGUGCUGGUCUCUGCCAGCAGGUGAGCCCCCUGCGAGGCCCCCUGGGACUGACAUGCCAGCCCAGUGAGGACUCGCUGAGGACCUCUGUGCAGGGAUCAGGGCUGAAGCAACGCUUUGGCAAGAUGUCCUCGAGGCAGCGGUGCAGGAGGGGGCCCUGGACCUUUCCCUGGGGGCCCUAUCCGCGUCAGGCUGGGCCGCUGCCUCCACGUGCUCGUAGCCCCCAGGAUGACUGGUGCGAUCCUCUGUGGGAGCAGCAGCACUGGAGAGCCAGGGGAAGAAUGCAUCUGCCCGGUGCCAGGCAGCCCAGGCCUUUCCCUGGCCCUGCUGAUAUCCUCCAGAAUGAGGAGAAUUGGAUACGGUCCUCCCAGAACCGUGAUGUGCCACCACCUCCCUGGAUGUACAGAGAGGACCAGCAGAGCCAUAAAAUACCACAGCUGCGUCACCGGGACUUCUUGGCCCAGCCUGAGUUCCUCAGCCAGGAGCAGCGUCCUGCUGGAUUCCCAUGGGAGCAAGAAGCCUCCUGGGACAACUGCUUCCCUCGGCGCCACUAUGGCCCACGCCGGAGACGCUACCGACUCCUUCGGCCCAUCCAGCAGGAGACAGCAGACUGCAGCCGUUCUCCCCGCAGCUCCCAAGGCUACCAUCCAUCCUGCAAACCCUCUCGGUCCUGCUCCCCGGAGAGCCAGCCAGGGGUCAGAGAGCAGCUCGCUGCUCCCCAGUCACCUGCUGCCUGCAGAAACAGUCUGCAAAGCCAGCAGCAGGUGGGUGAGGGCCAGCUGGUGGCGAGCAGCGAGGCGCCGCGACAGCCCGGGCAUGCAGAGAAGAGCCCAGAGAAGAGCCCGGGCACUGACCCCCAGGCAGCAGAGCAGGAGCCAGCAGCAGGAGCAAAGCCAGUACGUGUGCACCUCUUUCCCGAGUGCAGAUGGAGAGACUUUCACCCCGGGAGCUGCCCAGCUCGGGGGAUCCGUUCCACCUGUGUCACACCUCACUUCUCUCUCUCACUCUUCACUUUGGUGUCUCUUGGACAGAAGUGGGAGCAGCCUGAUGUUUUCCUGACUUUUCUCUUGGGCUGCGCAUGCCCCAGUUUCCUUUGGGUUUCAGCACUCUGCCUGUCCUGUCUCCCAGCUCAUCCCUGCCUCAUGCUAUUGCGUGUCUGCAGGUUGAGCCCGAAGGAGGAGAGGGAGCUGCAGACAACGAGCAGCUCUGUGCCCUGGAGUUGGAGCCAGUCUCCUCGGAGACAUCCAGCACCAGCGAGGAGGAAGGCUUGGAGCUGGCUGCAGGCUUCCAGGGCUUACCCCGCCCCCCGCGCUCCGCACAUUCGCCCACCGGCAUGGACCUGCGCUCCGCCGCCAUCCUCACCAAGAAGGAGAGCAUCGAGCAGGGCUACCACGACUUCUGCCUCCAAUUUGCCCUGGUGUCCGCGAUGCUGCUGCAGAAGGAGCCCUCCAUGGAGGCACUGCUGAUGAAGGCGCUGAGAGCCAACCUGAGCGAGCUCCGCAACCAACUCCUCAAGGAGCUGCAGGACUUCAUCCAGCACUACGAUGCCAC